Molecule: messenger RNA, 378 nt
Organism: Apodemus sylvaticus (European woodmouse)
Lineage: Eukaryota; Metazoa; Chordata; Mammalia; Rodentia; Muridae
Product: ribonuclease 2B-like
Exons: 1
Coding region: 1-378 (125 amino acids)
Biological process (GO): innate immune response in mucosa; chemotaxis
Molecular function (GO): nucleic acid binding; RNA nuclease activity
Source: RefSeq, a predicted model, not a curated record
AUGGGACUUGUUCUAACACUACCCUCAAGCCAGGAAUCAACCCCUUCCCAGACGUUUGACAUCCAGCGUUUAUCUAUAAGAGUGCCUACACCCCGAUGUGAUGAUGCAAUGCAGGUCAUUAACAAGAUUAAAGAAAACUGUAAGAACCUGAAUACUUUUCUUCAUACAACUUUUGCUGAUGUUGUCCGUGUGUGUGGCAAUGCAAAUACCACCUGCAAAGAUGGGAUAAGUACAAAUUGUCAUAAUAUUUCAUCUAAGGUAAAUAUAACUAUCUGUGACCUCAAAAAAAGAAAAAAAAGUGUAUGUCCCAAAUGUAGAUACAUUAUGAUAAAAUCAGUGAAGUUCUACAGAGUGGCCUGUAACAGGAGAACUCCAUAG